AUUCUUAGUGUUAUAUUUACAGAGAGAGGGGACGAUGAUACACAUUCGCAAUAAAAACGAACUUAAAUGUUUCGACCAUUUCAUUGGUUUUAGAUCAUGAAAGAAAAAAAUCUGUAAUUUGGCCAAACCACACAUUGAUUUGUCUGCCCUGUCCAACUCAAAUUUUUUGGUCGGAUGUCUACCUCUCAACUCCGGUUUGCCAAUGUUCGAGGUUACAGCGAAUGUGGGGGCAGAAAGUGGGCAUGGGGGUGUAUAUCAUACAGAUUUGCACUCGUCAACUUCGUCACUUCAUUUUUAAAGCGAAAAAACAACUUAAAAAGAAAGAAAGAGUGAGUUAAUAUUGGUAGCUAAAACAUUGUGAAAUAUUAAUUUCUCUACGAAACUUUGAAAAAUCGGGAUAAAAAAUUUUUCAGCAAUAACUAUCGAAUUAUCUAACACAUUUACAAUAGUUACUUGGGUUUCGAUGCAUAUUGUCCUACAAAUUUUGUAAUAUCAUCUAUACAAAAAAUUUUCAAAUAAAUUAAUUAUAUCUGCUCAUGACAGACUCACAGAUUCUACUUCCAAUAAUGACAAUUAAAGGACAUGAAAUGGACAAUACAUUACAUAUGGAUGAAUCAGUAGAUAAUGAAAAUUAUAUCGGUGAUUCAUGUGACAAUUUAGAUGAUGAUAAUAUAUCAUUUACAUCGAAUGAUCUAUCACAGAAGGUUAAUCAUCAUGAAAAUGAACAUGAACAUCAAGACACCCGUGAUCAACAUCAAUUCAAUGUUCAACAACAACAACAACAACAAAACUCUCCUUAUAAUCUUGAAAAUGAAGAUGGUCCUGAAACACAUAAUUCUGACGAAAUAUCAUCUAAUAUUAAUAUGACUGACAUUAAAAUGGAUACAAUGGAAGACAUGGAAAAAGAUGAUAAUUCUAUGAAUACUUAUCAAGUCAAUAGUAAACAACAAUUUAAUGACAAUCAAUCAUCGAAUUGUCACCAACAAUUGACAAAAAUUAACAAAUUAUCCAAUAGUUCAACUAGUACUAACACAUCAACAAAUACUACUACUGCCACGAAAGCAUGUGCUAAAAAGUCGUUUGUAUGGAAAUAUUUUCAUCAUCCUGAAAUAAAACACGGUAUACCAGAUCGCAGUCGAACACAAUGUGUUCUAUGUGAUAGUCAAUUAGCUUUUAAUGCAUCAGGCACAACAACCACUAUGUUAAAUCAUUUAAAAAGUCGUCAUGGGGAAAUCGCUGAACAAGAAGAGACAUUACGUCGACUUAAUCGUGAUUCAAGAAAGAAUCAACUACGUAAUAUGAUUUUAUCAUCUAAUGAUUGUAAAUUAUCACCAACUAGUAUAAACAGUAAUAGUACAAUAAUAAAGAAUGAAAUGAUUAAUUCAUUUAAUGAAAAUACACAAACUAUACGAAAUUUAUCAACAAAUCUUAUAAAUGGUAAUAAUAAAUACAAUCGUGGUACAUUAUCAGUUGGUCAACGUGGUCGGCCUCCAGGUUCAGGAAGAAGACAAAAAUCUAUGAAUUGUUCCAAAUUAAAUGAGAAUGUGGAUUUUUUAAAUCAAGAUACUAUAACGAAUGGAAAUUUGAAAGUGGAAGGAAAUGCAGUUUAUCCAGUUACAAAUUAUCAGACAACAUUGUCUGAUCAGCAGAAAGCUUUCUUGAAUGAAAUGUUACUGUCAGCCGCUGCAGCAGUAUCUGCAUCAACAGUCAGUGUAUCAAAAAGUGAUAAUCGAUUGAAUGGAAGCUUCAUUAAUCAAACAUCAUCACCUACAGCAACUUCAUCUCCGUCGUUUUUUGCAUCACCUACAUUACUAGGACAAUUACCGUCAAAUGAUUCAAAUCCUACAAAAUCACCAUUUACAUUGUUGAAUAAUAUUACGGGACUACCAAAUAUACCGUUUCAACUACCAGUGAAUACGUCACAAAUAAAUUGUUCAUCUGGAACGACAACAUCAAUAUCAACAUCAGGUAUUCAUGAAUUAUCACCAUCAUCCAGUUCUGGUCUGGGUUUAAGUAGUGUAAAUAGUCCAUUUGAAACAUCAACAAUUACAGCCACUACAUUGGCUAACACUGUCUUCAUGUCAUCACCAUCAUCCUCUUCCUCGCCUACUAAUUCUCUGGGAUAUCGUAGUAUUACAUCACCAGGUGGUUGUAGUAGUGGAGGACAAUCAAAUAUUAAUAUAAGAAAUAAUCUAUUGUCGAAUAUGCGAACGACACAUAAAAGUCAAGAAUUCAAUCAUUUACAUACAAAUAAUAUUCUGAUGAAUGGACAAUCUUUAAAUUUGAUGGAUUCCUGUAAUAGCGGUAGCCAAGAAGUUACAAAUUUACCAUUGAACAUGCAAAAUAUAACCCAAGAUAAAGAAAAAUUCUUGAAUUUAAGUAAUGAGAACAAUGAGAAUAUUUUUAAUUUAACACAAUUGAAUAAAACAUCAAAUUCCUCUACUAUAUUAUCAACUGGAAUCAAUAACAAUAGUAUUAACUCAUUACCCAUGUUAAAUUGUCCAUCAGAUAUGAUGAUGUCAGCUUUGGGUAAUUUUGUUCAUUUAAUGCCAUCUGUUAAUAAUUUAUUAACUGAAACUACUACUAACAAUUUUGCAAAUAGUAGUAUGAAUAAUGGCACAACAAUGAAUCGAAUUGAUGAAAUCAAUCAAUCAAAUCAUUUUACUAAUCAUUUAUCCAAAUCUAUGUUACAAUCAAUAUCUCCUCAACAUCAACAUCAACAACAAUUAUUAGUGGCAAAUGCAUGGUUAACUAAUUUAACAAAUGGGAAAUUUUCAAAUUAUCCUAAUAAUUUAAUAGAUCCAUGUGUUAUGUUUAAUUUAUUAAAUUUAAAUUCUAAUACAACAGGAAAUAAAUUAAAUAAUGAAAUUUCAAAUAUUUUACCAUCAACAGAUUUAAAUUGUUCAGAAAAUUUAAAAUUUAAAACAAAUACUACUGAUUUAAAUUCAGUAAAUAUCAAUUCAAUAAAUUCUGAUAAUAAUAUCAAUACUACUAAUAUUACUACUAUUAACAAUAAUAUAACUUAUCCAAUAAAUUGGUCAAAUUUUAAUAAUUCAAUACCUAUCAAUGUAAAUAACUUAAAAAUAAAUAAUAAUAAUAAUAAUAAUAAUAAUGAAAUAAGUCACCCAGCAACAAGUAUAUUCAAUAAUUUCACUCCAUCAUUUCAAUUAAAUAAUAAUAAUGAAACAGUGAUAGGUAUGAAUUUAACAAAUAAUCAACAAAUACAAUUAAAUAAAUAUAUACAAGAUGGUAAUACAAAUGUUUUCACUUCAUCAUCAUCACCAUCAUCGUCGUCGUCGUCAUCAUCGUCAUCAUCAUCAAUGAAUAAUGAAGUUAAAAGUUAUCCAUUAAUGUCGAGAAUUUCACUUAGUAAUAAUAAUAAUAAUAAUAAUAAUAAUAACAAUAAUAAUAAUAAUGGUUAUGGUAAUAUUAAUAACAGUAAUAAUAUGUCUUGUUUAUUUCCUAAUUUAACUUAUCCAUCAUUGGGACAAGAUAAAUUUUCUUACAUGAAUACAUUACCUUUUAUGAUGAAUGGUAUUAAUAAGGUAUUAGAUAUGAAAAAUCAAGAAAUAACAGAUCUUUCAUUAGAUUUAUCAACAACAUCUACAACUAUCAAUAAUAAUAAUAUUGAUAACAAUGGAGUUACAAUGGUUACUAACUCUAAUAAUAAUAAUAUAGAUGGUAAUGACUAUAAAUACAAUAAUCAAACAAAUGAUUGUAAUUUUGACAUCAUUAAAAAUAUAAAAACUAAUGAUACUAAAAAUUGUAUUUUAGAUAUGAGAUCAAAUAAUCAAUUAAUGAAUGAUAAAUAUUCAUCUAUUGAACAACAAAUGAUUAAUUCAUCAUUAUAUUCUUCAACAAAUUAUACAGUAUCAACAAAACGUAAACGAUCACGUCCUGUUUAUAUUUCACCAGAAAAAGAAUUAAAACGCAGUUCUAUUGAAUCUAAUCAAUCAUUUGAUGGUGAAGAUAUGAAAAUGAAAAGAUAUCAAACAGAAAAGACCAAUUUAAGUAUAAAUAACCAUAAUAAUACUGAUUCGUGUAUUGAUGAUAAGAAAUCCUGUUGGAAAAUAAAACAGAAUGUACAAAAUAUAUCUGAACAUGUUAUUGAAGAACAUGACAGUGAUGAAGAGCACAGAUUGACUAUUAAUCAGUCAUCAUCACGUUCGUCAUCAUCAUCUUCUUCAUCAUCAAUGUCAUUGACGAGAAAUACAUUCAUGCAGUCGAAAUCAAAUAAUACGGUAACACGUAAUCAAUUAUCGUAUCAUGUUGCUCAGUAUUUAAUUAAAGAUAUGAAACCUCCUGAGACAAUCGAUGGAGAAGGUUUUCGGAAACUUUUGUCAUUAUUUACAAAUCAUAAAUUACCAACUAUAAAAGAAAUUUCUGAAAUAACAUUCCCUGAAUUAUAUACUGAAAUAGAAGAUCAUCUUAAUGAAUUACUUGACAAUAGAAUGAUACAAUCUAAUUCAUUUAAUCCUGCAUUCAGUUUUUCAAUUGAAUUAUGGAAUACGAUAAAUAAUGAUAAUAAUAAUAAUAAUAGUAAUCUAUCUAAAGAUUGUAUAGUCACAGAAAAUAAGCAACAGUUUGCAAACAUUGGUAUUCAUUACAAUUCUAGUCAACCAACAAUAACACAUAAUUAUUUAUAUAAAUCUGUACAAAAUCCAAAUCGUACAAAUUUACUUGAAGUUAUGGAUAAAUGUCGACAACAUUUACUGUCUAAACUUCAACUUACAACAAAUGAAAAUAUGUCAGGAAUUUCAUCAACAUCUAUAGAAGUAAAUACAAUUACUACUACUUCUACAACAUCACCAUCAUCAUCAUUAUCAUCGUCUGAGAUUACAUCAAUGGGGUAUUCCGAUAAAAAUAAUAAUAUUAAAACACCGGAACAAUCUCAAUCACUAAUGAAAGUUAUGCAAUGGCCAGUACCUGUCAUAACUAAUGAUGUUGAAUUUUUAAAACAUUUAAUUGAUGAAACCGAAUCAAAUAUUAUUAUAUUACCAUGUCUGGUAUCAGAAUUAUCGAAAGCUUUAUUAGUAGGACUCAAUACUGAUAUAAUUCGAAACUUAAUAAAGAAUCUAUUAAAAGUGUAUCAAUAUAAAACAAUGAAAAAUAUAACAGAAUAUUCUGUUAACAAGCUUAGUUUAGAUGAAGUGAAAAAGUCAAAUUGUUGUAAAGCUGUUUAUGAUUUAUUAAACUGGUAUCUAAAUGAGUAUUCUGUUGAUAAAGAUAAUAGUGAAAAUAAAAAUGAAAUUAUCAUUAAUGGUGACAAGGAGAAUACAAAUGAAAAUGAUCUGGAUGAAAUUGAUUUACAAAAUGUAAAAGGCAUCAUUUCUGUCUUCGAUACAAUCGGACAAACUUUGGAGUUUAUCCACAAGAAAGAUCUAAUUCUAACUGGUUCAAUGAUCAAGCCAAUAUUAACAAAUUUAUGUGACAUACGUCUUGCACAUGAAUCAUCAAAUUUAACUAUAGUUGAAGAAUUCAAAUCAACAAUUGUAUCUUAUUUAAUGAAUUCUUUCCCUAAUAAUGGUGCCAUUUAUGAAACAUUAUGGAUUGCCAGUUUAUUGGAUCCACGUUUCAAAAGUCAAGUGCAGGAUAAAAAACCAACAGUGAUUAAAUUGUUGAGAAUGAAGGUUGACGCCAUGUUCACCCAAUCUCCUACUAGUAACGUCUGUAAUAAUACACCUAAAUCAAAUUCUGAUAAUCAAUUACCAACUGAGACAACAACCUCUUCUGUUGACUCAACUACCAUAUCAAACAAACAUAGUGGAUUAGAAACUGUAUUUGGUUUAAAUUAUUUUCCACGUACAUCUCUAUCUGAAGUUGAUCGUUAUCUUCGUGAAGAUCCUAUUGGUUUAGAAGAAGAUCCUUAUAAAUGGUGGCAAACAAAAUCAUCUAAUUAUCCAAAUUUAUCUUUAUUAGCUAUGUAUUAUUUAGCUAUAUCAUUGAUAUGUAUUACACCAGAACGAUUAAAAUCAUUAGAUCAUUCUGAAGCUAAUAAUCAAUCUAAUCCAGAUAUUAAAUUAAAUUUAUUAACAUCAAUAUAUGGUAGCAAAAAUAAGGGACAAUUUCCUUCAACAUCAUUAUUAUUAUUAGAUUUACCUAAUAUCAAUGAUGUAUUUGGUCAAGGUCGUUUAAAUAUUCAUAAUGAUAAUCAAAUCAUGUAUAAUUAUUUAUGGCAUAAUUGGCAUUUGACAAAAUUUGUUUAAAUCUGCUUUUUCUCUUUGUUUGCUUGAUUCUUCUUUUUUCUUUUCUUAUUUUGUAUAGACCAGUAGUUUUCUCUGUUGAAUAUCAUCUUGGAACAAUUUCGUUUAUUGCAUAUAGUUUCGUUUUUUCUAAUUGACUCAUUCUACUUUAUUAAUUUUCACUGCGUUUAUUUACCCCUGUGAUAUGUAAAUUAAACCCUAUGAAUGUUAUAAUCAUUGCCAUCUAUCUGACCCAUGGUAUAUAUAACAUACCCUUAUAGAAGUACAAACACUGUUAAGCAAUGCUUAUUCCAUGCUAUAAUUGAUAUAAUCCCCAUAAAAAUAGUCUUGAUCGUUCUUCACAUACUUUUCGUUCAAUUUUCUUUAAACCAUAUUUUAAAACAUUACAAAAUGAAUGAUAGUUAAUUUUGAUAUUCAUUUACUACUUCUAAGAACAUUCCUUAUAGUAAUUAUGAAUAACAUAAAUAAUGUUGACAGGUUUUGUUUAUUUAAAAGGGAAAUAAAGAAAGUAUAAAGGAAAGUGACGAAACAAAUGACUAUACAACUUUCUUCUUUUUUUCACUGCAUAAAAUAAAAUGAGUUUUUUAUUUUCUUGGUAAAAUGAAAGAAAAACAACAAGAAACCUGUAAAUUUCUUUAAUCAUUCUAUUAUGAAUGAAUAUAAAUUCAUCUUUCAUAUAUAUAUACAUAGUUACCCAAAUAUAUUUUCAUUCACUCUACCAGUUUUACCAUAAUAUUUACCAGCAAUUUAAAAAAAACAACCAUUGUAAAUGUUAUUCUUUUACUGUAUCAAGUGUUAAAAUCUUUUCUGGGCAAUAAUAAAUACUUACGUCAAUUUAUAGGUAACACAAGUUGUUACCAGGUAUUGGUAUUAUUAUUACUACUAUUAAUGUAUGUAUUGUUUUGGUUUCUGUUUUUUGUUUUGUUUGGUACUAUAAAUAUUUUCUAUCUUCAUUUUUGUACAGUUUAUCAUACUUUCAUUAACUGAUGAUGAUACAUCACCAGUGAAAGGAAGUGAGAGAAUAAAAUUAUUUAAUGAAUGUAUAACUGUGUUCUUUUGUCUUGAAAAAAAACUUUAAUUGUGUUUUUCUUUUUAAAAAAAUUAUUCCACACAAUUUUAUUCAGUUUAUUUUCUAAAAAAAAUGUAUGCUAUAACGUGUUUCAUUAUUAUAGAUAAAUAAAUAAUUCUAUGAAUUUCA
Schistosoma rodhaini is the source of this 7401-nucleotide messenger RNA. NCBI's taxonomy places the organism in Eukaryota, Metazoa, Platyhelminthes, Trematoda, Strigeidida, Schistosomatidae. The record is from the annotation of a GenBank genome assembly.